Lachancea thermotolerans CBS 6340 is the source of this 1866-nucleotide messenger RNA. It is a transcript of the gene EXO70, whose product is annotated as GTP-Rho binding exocyst subunit EXO70. Gene Ontology annotation, cellular component: exocyst. The coding region runs from base 1 to 1866 and encodes 621 amino acids. Gene Ontology annotation, biological process: exocytosis. NCBI's taxonomy places the organism in Eukaryota, Fungi, Ascomycota, Saccharomycetes, Saccharomycetales, Saccharomycetaceae. The transcript has a single exon. Gene Ontology annotation, molecular function: phosphatidylinositol-4,5-bisphosphate binding. The record is from RefSeq and is a predicted model, not a curated record.
AUGGACGAGUACGACGUGGAUGGCGCAGAUAUCCUGGUACUCCGCGAGAAGUUGAAUCGGGUCUCGCGGCUUUCGCUCAACAUAAAUAAGUCGCUGAAAAAAAUAGGAAAAGCCACCAUACAGUCUAGUGAGCUUUUCACGCCCAUUAUUCAAUCAAAUACUGCCUUAGGUGUAUUGCAGCGCAACAUUGAAGGUAGUCUAGAUGCUGUUUCUUCUAUAAAGGAUUUGGCGAACGACGCUUCAAAACAUGAGCUCGUGUUGACGCAAGGGAUCGAAGCUGUGGGGUUGAAGCCCUACAUUAAGGCAAUUCGCAAGCUUCAGGGCAUACAGGAAAGCAUGGAUUAUCAAAACCAAGUUUCACCAGAGUCAAGCGAAUUUCAGGGUAUCAGAACACAUUUAUCGCAGAUUGUUCAAUCCAGUGAAGAGGCGCUGAGAACGCAUUUCACCAUUAUCCUGCGAAAGAUCGAACCUUUUGAUCCACAAAUUAAUUUGAACAAAAAGGUACCGUUUCCUUACUACGAAGAUAGUGACUUAUCACAGCUCACAGACAUAAUAAAUUUCUUUGGCGGGUCCAGUAGUUCGCCUUUGGUGGCCAUACUUGCCAAUAAUAGAAGCCAGUUAAUUCUAACCAGCUUGGCAUUUUUAGAGCCUUUUGCUAAGCAGAUCACGACAAAUGAAAACGUGCCCUAUAGGAAAGGCAGCAGCGGUUUUUUGAACUAUACAGAAGCCUUGCUCGGCUUUAUUGCCAAUGAAUACAUGUUUACAGAGGACAUUCUUGCCAAAAAACCAAGCUUCCGCGACCAAGUGUUUGCGAACAUCGUUACACCGGUACUCAACAACUAUGUGAAGCUUGUGAAGCUCAACAUUUCCCUCAUAAAAAAGAAUGUCUUGAAUGUUGGCCUUUUUACAUUCGAGUUAAGCGACUGCGUCGGUAAUGCCCUGAAAUUUCUGAGAAAUAAACCUUUAGAAAAUUACACCCCUCUAGUUAGUUCCCUCGAUGAGUCUACUUCGAUAUUGCAGUCAUUGUUCCGCGACUUGAUUGUUUACAUUGAGAGUAAAGCUUCCCAGCUCUCCCAAUUGCCAAGCGAUAAUGGUGUGAUUGAGUCUACGAUAGAUGUUAUGUCUCGACUCCGGAAAUUCAGUGAGUAUAAACAAGGCUGCCUCAACUGCAUAGUGGGCAUGAGGCGGGAAGAAUGGCUUCCGAAAGACUAUAAUGAGAAAGAGUAUACCCUACAAGAGCGCAAGCAGAUUAAUAGCAAUACCGCCUUACUCUCGUGUUUUUUUAGCGAUUGCAUCGACUGUCUCAUUGUUUCUCUGGAAAGGAGAGCUCAACGAAUUCUCAUGCCAAACCAAGAACCAGACAUAGCGAAUCCUACAAGCCCUCGCAAUACCUUCAAGCAGCGCAUUGGAUUUUUCUUGAUUACAAACAUAACACUAAUUGAACAGAUUGUUUCCCGGUCAGAACUAAACUCAAUACUAGGUGAACGAGGUAAUGCCCGGCUUGAGAAACUGAAGAAGCGCUAUGUCAACUACUUUGUUUCUGAUUGGCGAGCACUCACUUCGAAUUUGCUAGACGCUGUUUUUGUUGAUAGCUCUGGCAAAGUUUCGGCCAAAGAUAAAGAUCAAAUCAAAGAAAAGUUCAAAAAGUUCAACGACGGAUUCGAAGAACUUGCCUCAAACUUUAAGCAUUUUAGGAUAUCGGAUCCUGCAAUGAAGAAGCUUUUGAAAAGCGAAAUUAAUUCUUUGGUACUGCCCUUAUAUGAAAGAUUUCAUGGACGUUACAAAGAUUCGUUCAAAAAUCCAAGGAAACAUAUUAAAUAUACUCCCAACGAGUUAUCCACAGUUCUAAACUCGUUAGAUAGGUAG